GCAAGUCGCAGGAUUUUAGCCUUUAUCUUCUAUUAAAUAUCAACGUUACUGCAUCUCAUUUAUUUGAUAAAAUGUAAAACGUAAAUUACUGAGUCGCUGAGUUUGUGUUUAGUUCCGGGUAGCUUGUCAUGGUGCCACUUCACGCUUAUAUAGCUUUAAUGCAAAAGGACAGUAACGAUCACACAUUACCUAGCGCUAUUAUAUUAGCAAUGUCUUCUAAUGUGCAAAUUUCGUUUGAAAACGUAUAUACGUGAGAAGUACUUGUCGUUGUAUUUUGUGGAAUAUACAGAUAAACCUUAUUUUAUCGGUAAGGGGUGGGAUGAAGUGAAAAACUGAAAUCACGCAGUUUACGCGGUGUUCUAUGGUGCAUUGUAACGAUUACGUGAACGCAGCACGAGACCUCACCAACUGUCAUGGCGUCUCCCUUGAAGGGGGUUCGGUACUGACAAAAGUAUUGGUUGUUAUUUUUCAGUUUUUACCUUUACCAAGCAUAGCAGGAAACGCCUAAAUUAAAAGGUUUCAGGGGCAUUUGUUCACCAUGGGGACUGUCCAUGCCAAGAGUUUGGAUCCUCUCCCAAUGCAAGGCCGGGACCUGGGCGUCAGCCCUGAUGACUUGGUGGAGACGCCAGAGCUGGAGCAAGAUACCAAGCAAGAAAUCCUGGAAAACAAAGAUGUGGUUGUACAACAUGUCAACAUCCAGGGUCUUGGGAGAACUAAAGAAGAUCUGCUCGGCUAUGAGAUCUCUGAUGUUUUCCAUGCCAAAAACCUCAUUGACGUGAUGAAAAAAGCCCACUUAGCCAGACAGAGGCUGCUUCGUCUGGGAAUCUUCAAAGACGUGGAAGUACUUAUCGACACAUCAGAAGGUGCAGAUGCUCUGCCCAACGGUCUGGAUGUAACUUUUGAAGUGAUAGAGGUCAAGAGGCUGACGGGAAGCUACAACACUAUGGUCGGCAACAAUGAAGGAAGCAUGGUUCUGGGUCUGAAGCUACCUAACAUGUUUGGUCGAGCUGAGAAACUCACCUUCCAGUUCUCCUACGGAACCAAGGAGACAUCAUACGGCCUGUCAUUUUUCAAGCCCCAGCCUGGACACUUUGAGCGCAACCUCACUCUCAACCUUUACAAAGUCACUGGUCAGUUCCCAUGGAGCUCCUUAAAAGAGACUGACAGGGGUGUGUCCGCUGAACUAAAUUUUCCUCUUGGGGUAACUAACCACACUCUGAAGUGGGAGGGUGUCUGGAGGGAGCUGGGCUGCCUGGCGCGCAGCGCUUCCUUUGCUGUGCGAGAAGAGAGUGGACAUUCUUUGAAGUCAGCCCUCUCGCACACCAUCUCACUUGAUUCAAGGAAUUCAGCUAUUUUCCCCAGCAGAGGUGCCUUACUCCGGAUCAAUCAGGAGCUGGCUGGUUACACAGGAGGAGACGCCAGCUUUCUGAAAGAAGAUUUUGAGCUGCAACUCAACAGACGACUCUUCUGGGACUCUGUCUUUUCUGCCUCCCUGUGGGGUGGGAUGCUUUAUCCUAUUGGAGGACAACCAUGCUGCAUCGCAGAUAGGUUCUACCUAGGAGGUCCCACCAGUGUACGAGGAUUUGGGAUGUACAGUAUUGGACCACAAAGUGAAGGUGACUAUCUGGGUGGAGAGGCAUACUGGGCAGGUGGUCUGCACCUCUACACUCCAUUGCCCUUCAGACCAGGCAAGGGGGGGUUCGGAGACCUUUUCAGAACCCAUUUCUUUCUCAAUGCUGGCAACCUCUGUAACCUCAACUACGGUGAUGGUCCCCGGGCUCACCUUCAGAAGCUGGCCGAAUGCAUUCGUUGGUCGUAUGGUGCAGGCAUUGUGCUGCGGCUGGGAAACAUCGCCAGGCUGGAGCUCAACUACUGUGUGCCCAUGGGAGUUCAGAGCGGGGACAGGAUAUGUGACGGCGUCCAGUUUGGCGCAGGCAUUCGCUUCCUCUAAACUCUUCACUUCACUGCCCUCCAGUCCUCCAUCGGAAAAGGGAGAAUGUCUUGUUCUGUGUCCCCCUUAACUUGUUGUAGAGUGUGAAACACUAGCAUGUGUCCUUUGACCAUGGGAAACGUGAAUAAACACUCCCCUACGAAUGUUUGAUAUGCACAAGUUAAAGUUUUAAAAGACUAUGUGCUGCUGCUGGGUUAUCUUUGCAAUAUUUAUAUUCUAAUAAUUAUAGAAUAUAAAACAAUGCGGUACUGCUGCUCUACAUCUACAAAUUAGGACAAUGAGCAACGAUGCACCAUGAUGACAGUGCAUCUUACGCCAUAUAUAUUUAUAUAAUAAUAAUAAUAAUGUCUUGGCUUUCAAUUUGAGUCACAUUCCCAUCGCGCUUUGUUUGGGAUCCCCAGCAUUGGUACAUUGUCUGCAAAGUCAUCUUGUUGCGAUUUUACCCGCUGUGACACGCUGCAGACACACACAGUAAAUAAUUUGUCCAAAUGUCACGUUUCCAGGCCAGUUUGGUUGAGUUGCACUGUGAAGUUGAAUGACUGCAGUAACAGUAAGGACAUCACCAGAGAUAAGCCAGGGCCUCUUUAAGCCAGGGUGGAAUCACCACUUUGCUAAACCCAAUUGUUGACAGAUCGGCAGCUUGCUGUUCAUCUCCGUGACCAGAGGCAGAGAUGGGAGCCCGAGCUUCGUCCACCAGCAGUGCUCUUACCUUUAUCUUCUUUUUGAUGUCUGUUCAUGAAUAAAUCACAGCUGCUCCUCUA
Messenger RNA from Betta splendens (Siamese fighting fish), 2712 nucleotides. It is a transcript of the gene samm50l, whose product is annotated as sorting and assembly machinery component 50 homolog, like. The coding region runs from base 539 to 1951 and encodes 470 amino acids. The record is from RefSeq and is a predicted model, not a curated record. Gene Ontology annotation, cellular component: outer membrane; SAM complex. Gene Ontology annotation, biological process: protein insertion into mitochondrial outer membrane; mitochondrial respiratory chain complex assembly. The transcript is spliced from 15 exons. NCBI's taxonomy places the organism in Eukaryota, Metazoa, Chordata, Actinopteri, Anabantiformes, Osphronemidae.